Messenger RNA from Plasmodium vinckei vinckei, 6183 nucleotides. Its product is annotated as conserved Plasmodium protein, unknown function. Bases 1 to 6183 code for a protein of 2060 amino acids. The record is from RefSeq and is a predicted model, not a curated record. The transcript has a single exon. NCBI's taxonomy places the organism in Eukaryota, Apicomplexa, Aconoidasida, Haemosporida, Plasmodiidae.
AUGUGGAAAAGUACAUUUUCUGAACCACCAGAAAAAUACACACAAGAUAAGGAGAGGCAUAAAUCUACAUUUUUCUCUCUUUUUAACAAAAAAAAAAAGUCAAACAAAUCAGGUUAUAGUGCCUCUGAAAAUAGUAUCCAUUUUUCUAAAAGUCAUGAAAAGUCAAAAGACAAAAAAAAGAAAAAUGGACAUUCAAACGAAGAAGUAAGUGAUAGCGAAAUGACAAAAAAUGAAGUCGAACACACGAAUAUACCUAAUAGUAAUUAUUUUAAAAAUUAUGAUUCUAAAAACAAAAAAAGAGAAAGUUUUUUUCAAAAAAUUAAUAUAUUACGAAAAUUACGAAAUUAUAAAAUAAAAAAAUCUGCUACUACAUUUUAUAUGGAUCAUGAAGAAACUUCGUCCUUAGGACUUGACUAUGAACAUAUGAGAAAAAAUGAAUACGUAAAAAAAAAAAAAAACAGUAUAAAAAGUGAAUUUAUUAAUUUAAAAAACAAAGCACAAUCAUUGAAAAAUAGUAUUUAUUUUAAUAGCAGUAAGAACAGCAUUGAAAAUGAUUACUACAAUCGAAACAACAAAGAAUAUAUGGGAAAAAAGGUAUAUAACAUUUUAAAUUUGAGUAAAGACAACUCUAAGCAAUUCAAUAAUCCAUAUUCUUCAUCAGAGAAAGCAAAUUCAUUAAUAACAAAUGCUAAUAUUAUAAAUAAAAAAGAUAAAUAUGGAGAACACGAUUUUUCGAAUGUAUCUGACAUAAGUUAUUUAUCUGAAAAAAAAAAUAGUAACAACAACAAUAAUAAUAGUAAUAAUAUUAUACAUAAUAGCAGUAAUAAUAGUAAUUUAGAAAGGCAUAAAAGUAACCACCGUUUUGAACAAAAAUUUGAUGUAGAUAUGUGGAAAGAAAAUAAUAAUUUAGUGAACGAUAAAAAUCAUGAACCCCAUUUUGACGAUCAUUCUUUUAAUAUUAAAAGAGAGAAUGAAGGUAUACUUGAAAAUUAUUAUAAAGACAAAGAAAAGGAAAAUUAUGGAAACAACAACAACUUACAAUCAAAUCAAAAAGACACCACAAUUAGAUCAAAUUCUCAAAAUGGGGGAUUUGACAAUGUAGUUUCUAAUACCAUCCAUAAUAAAGAAAAAAAUGAUAAUAAUAAUGUUAGAGAUAUUAGUGAAUAUAUUAAGAAUGAAAAGACUGAACAAAUUAUAGAUAAAGACAAAGAGAAAAAAAAUAGUGACACCAUUAAAGAAAAUGAAAUAGAAAAGAAAGGACAUAAUAUUAAACCAGAAACAAAUUAUAAAAAUAAUUUAUCCAAAACAAACAAUAUAUAUACCUCUGGAUUUAUUCAAAAUAGGACUGAUAAUACUAUAAAUAGUGAUGAUAUACAAAAAGAGAUGAUAUUAAAGUUAAUGUAUAACAACAAAGGAAUAUAUUUUAAUAAAGAUAAAUAUAUAGAUAACUCCAAUAAUAGGGAAAAUAAUAUAUAUAAAAAUUAUACAGUAAAUAAUGAAAAUAUAAAAUAUAUUACCCGCAAUAGAUCUAAUAUAAAUUUCAAAAAUAAAGACAUAUUAAAUGUAACCAAAAGUAACAAAAAUGAUAAUAAUAAAAAUAUUGGACUUUCUAAAGAAUAUAAGCAUGAUAUUAUUAAUGAUGAGGAUGAUGAAAAUAAUAUAAUUAAUAAGUAUAUAAUUAGCCCAUUAUAUAAUUUAUUUUCUCAAACAAAAGAUGAAGCAGAAAAAAAAUUAAGUACAUCGUAUAAUAAAAUAAGUAGCUUACCAUAUCAUCAAAUAUUUCAAAAAUAUACUAGUGAGAUCCAAAAAACAUACAAAACAAUGUAUGACAUAUAUGAAAACCCCAAAAUGUACAGUAUGGAAUAUUCGAAAAAAUCUUUUAGCAAUACGAGAAACGGUGCAAUUAAUAACAACCAUAGCAAUGAAAAUAAAAAUGCUAAUGAUUAUAUGGAUUGGAAUAAUAAAUUCUAUAGAAAUACUUAUGCUCAUGCCAAAUCCAAUGCUUAUAAGAAUAUUGGCAUGAUUAGUAAAAAUAAUACAAUUAAUUCACAUGAAGGUUUCAAAAAAAAUGAAAUGAAAGUUAAUAAAACAUACAACAAUGAAGAACAUAAAUUAAACAUACUUAGUAGAAAAACUGUAGAACCCGUGAUUAAGAUAUAUGACACAAAUGGGUCAAAUAAAUUGAACACUAAUCAUCUAUGGAAUAAUAAUGAAAUCAUUAACAAUCCUUCUGUUUGUAGCUAUAAUAAUACAAAUCAAAUUAUACAAAAAAAAUUGUUUAAUAUUAACGAGUUACAUAGCAGUAUGGGUAUGAUAAAUAAUAAGAGAGAGGACCUUAAGUAUGAACAAAAUCAAAAUAUAAAUUUUCUAACAAAAGGUAAUAAUUUUUAUGAAAAUAAUUUAAGAAAUAAUAACAAUUAUAACACAAUAAAUGCCAAUAUUGUUACUAAUAUAUAUCUAUCAGAUAAUUCAAAAAAAAAUAAAAGUAUUAGUAAUAGUUGCCAUUUAUUUAAUAAUAAAAAUGAAAUGUCUAAUAAUUCUAAUAAAUAUUAUCCAUGUAAAAAUGUUCCAUAUAAUAAUGUAUUAAACAAAUCAAAUACAUUACAUGGUUAUCAUUUUUGUAAUAAAAAAAUGAAUACUAACAGUUAUAAAAAUAUGAAUAUUCAUAAUAAUGAAAAUUAUUAUAAUCAUGAUAUGUGGGGAAUAAGAUCCAAUGAUAAUAGUAAACAAAAAUAUGCCCCUUUAAAUAUGAAUAAAAUAGAUUUAUCUAAGUCUAUAGGGCAUUAUCCUAUUCUUCAAAAAUCAAAGACAAAUAUAAAUAGUUCUAUAAAUAAUACUAAUAUAAUAAAUAAUUUGAGUACAAGCUUAAAUGAAUAUAAUAGACAUCCAAUAUAUCCUAAUGGCAAUAUAUAUAAUGAUAAUAUUGCUAUACAUAAUAAAUAUACAAAUUGUUAUGAACCCAUAAAUAAUGAGAAUAUUUAUAGAAAAAAUUAUGUACAUAAAAAAAGCCAAUCGUUAAAUCAUAGAUUAUUAGACUGUUAUGGAUUUAAAUACUCAAAAUUUGAAAAUGAUAAAACUUGUGACAAUAAUUUUUUUAUUAAUAAACAAAAUAAUGGUUUAAAAAAUGUUUUAGAUAUACAAAAAUUAUCAAAAACAAAUAGUGCAAUAGAGAAAAAUAUUAUAUUGCCUACUGAAAAUAUGGAUAUAAGAAAAAUAAAUUAUACUAAUUUACAGUCGGAACCAAUUCACCAUAACACUAGAAAUGCUAAUUUGUGUAAUAGCUACGAUCAUCAUUUGGCUAGUUCGCAUAACAACUAUCUAAACAAUGGAUAUAUAAAAAACAUACAAAAUACAUGCAAUAAUAGUAUGGCUAAUAGGAAUUUAUUUGCUAGUGGAAAUAAUAGACUAACCAAUAGCAAUACAAAUAACAUGUUUAUAAAUGGUUGUAAUAAUAUACAAAAUAAUACCCAUAGAUAUAUAAGGGCAAAAAGUUUAAAUGCAUUAAGGGAUUCAAUUUUACAUUCUAAAAGUUUAAAGGCUUAUGAAGAUUAUUGCAUAAAAAACAAAAAUGAAAAUAUAAUUAACCAUGAUUAUGAUAUGAGAGAUAUUUACAAAAGAUAUUCUUAUAUAGGAAAUGAAAAACGUGAAAUUCGUAACGACAUAAAUAGUGAUAAUAUAAACUCAGCAUUAAUAAAAAACCCUGUUGAUGAGACAAAUGAAAAGACAAAUAAUAUUUUGUUAAAUGAUAUAAAUAGCCAAAUAGUGCAUAAAAAAAAUUAUAACAAUGAAAAUGAUAGUGAUAACGGUGCUUCAGUUAUUAUUCAGCAUUAUACUGUAAAUAAUGCUGAUAAUAAUAAAGUUGAUGAUCAUGCUUUAAAUUCAUACAAUAUUUGUGAGGAAGAAAAAUCACUAUGGAUGCCAAAUCAAUAUAAAAUAGAAAAAGCAAUACUUAAAGAGUCACCAGAAAAUUAUAUACACAAAGAAGAAUUUCAAAAUGAGUUCAUUAAAUGCGAAAACAAAUUUAUAGACAAUGGAAUCAAUCAAUGUGAUGAAGAUAUGCUUUGUGGGGUAAUUGAAAAAAAGGAAAAUACAAACUGCAAUAUUAAUGAUGACGAAAAAAAAAAAUCCAAUGGCAAUGUGGAUAAAAAUAACAAAGAUAUGAUAGAUAUUUGCAUAAAUAGUUCAUCAGAAAACUGUUAUAACAAUAAUAAUAGUAAAUAUACCAUUGAAAAAGAAUCAAACUAUUUGAAAGAUGUUACACAUGAUGAUUUCGAGAAUACUACAAUGACUAAUAUUACUAUUGCUAAUGCUAAUACUAUCAGUUCGAACACUUUCGAAAAUAAUAUAUCUACUUGUGAAAUGAUCAGCAAUUAUAAUUUGCUUAGGGAAUAUCGUAAUAUUGAUAUUAACAUUGAUGGAGACAAUGAUACAAAAAAAGAGAAAGAAAAAUACGAUCAUAAAAACAAAAUUACAAAAUUUACUAACAAUAGUAGUAAAAUUGGAAAAAAUAAUAAAUUGUGUAAAUUAAAAAAGGAAAAUAUAAUAAAAAAAAAUUGGAAAAAUAAGGAAAUUGAAGAACUGAGCGAAAAUGAAAUAUACAGAUUACCAAUUUAUUUAGCUGCAAAUAUGUGUAAUACCGUUUUUAGUGAAAUAGAUGAAAAUGGCUAUGAAUCCAAUUUUAUCAAGAAUAAAAAUAUAAUAAGAAAACACAAAAAAUUGAUUAAUUUUAAUUACAAUUAUUUAGGCGAUACAAUUAAUUUAGAAAAUGAUAGUAUAAUAAAUUCUAGUGAUUCAACACCAAUUUUAAAAAAAAAUCAGGAAAAUGAAAAGAGUAAAAGACAUAGUAAUAAGGAAUCAAGCAUUCGAAAAAGGGAUACUAGUAUAUCUACUAUGAAGGCUAUUAAUAUAUCCAAAGGGAGUUUGUCAAAUAAAAAUAUUAAAAAGGAGGUGUCUAGUUUGGGAAAAAGUAAAAUAAGUUCGAAGAAAGUUGUUAAGAAAAUGACAAAAAAAGGUACAAUGCUGAAUAAAAAUGUGGUAGCUACAAAUAAAAAAGACAAUAAAAAUAGAGUGGGUAUGGGUGAAGAAAAAUGUAGUGAUGAUAAAAAAUUAAAAAAAAAAAAAAUAAUGCUAGACAAAAAUGAGAAAGUAAAAAGCAAGGAGGAAGUUACAAAAAAAAAAAAAAUUAUUAUAAAAAAAAAAAAAUGCACACACUUAAUAAAUAAAAGCGAAGAUCCAUAUUUAAUUGGAGAGAACAAUCGUUCGAUAACGUACAACAUGCAUAAAAAUGAGACAAAUGUAAAUUUCGAUAUAGAAUUUGAUGAUUAUAAUAUUAAUAAUGGAAUAGAAAUAAAUGACGGUAGUAUAAGUGACAGAAUACAUGAGAAAGAUAUUAGUAACGAAGAAAAAAUAAAUAUAUCAAUAAAUUCAGAAGACGAAAAUUUUAUAAAUAAACUUGAAUUAUGUAACGUACCAGAAGUUGAUAAUUUUUAUAAAAUGUUUAAAACAAUGAAUCAUAUGUUAAGGAAUAUAAAUAAUAGUAAUUUUUUAAACAAUGUAGAUUUAGAUGAUUUAAUUAAUAUUGAGAAAGAUUUUAUUAAUAAUAAUAUAUACAUUAAUAAAUAUUUAAUAACAACAGAUAUUGAAAAUGACCAAUUGAGAGAAGAAAAAAAUGAAAACGACAGCAUAAUGUAUGAUAACAAUUUUAGUAUAGUUUAUUUAGACAACGAUAUGAUAUAUUUAAAAAAAAAAAAAUUAAAAAAUAUACUUGAUAUAUUAUUACAAAAUAAGUAUUCAUUUUAUGAAAUUAAAAUAACAAUUUUGUUAUUAAAAUUAUUUAUUUCUAUUGAAAAUAGUAAUAUACAUACAAGUAUAUAUCCUCUUACAUUAAUAAACUCCUUAAUACACAAAUUAAACUUAAAAGUUUAUGAUCAAAAUGAAUCAAUUGAAGAUAUUCAAAAUGAUAUAUUUAAUAGAAUUGAAAAUUUUAAUGCAUAUAAAACUAGUCUAGAACAAUCAACAUUUAAUUAUUUAUUUAUAUGUGAUGGAGAAAAUUAUUUAUGUAUAAAUGAUAACUCAUUAAGUGGAGAAACAUACCAAACAAGAGUUAAUAUAAACAACGAAUUGGGAUAUUAUCAUUAUAUUAAUUUGAACAGAUUAACAUAUUAUGUGCAAGGAAAAAAUUAA